AUGAGUUCCACCAGUACUCAGCUGCCAGUUCGGCCGAGCACGCGCGGUGCUCAGGCUGAUCGACCUCCUCAAUCUUCAUCUCCGUCCCACGACUCCGAUUCCAGUGACGGCAGCAAGUACUCGGACUUGAUGUCCGAGUCUCCCGAGACUCCGACCCCGGCUCCGAGAUGCAGCGAGCCAAGCGCCCAGCCGGCCAUCGAACCCCUCUCUGACAGCGCGGCCUCACCAGUGCCGGCAGCACCCAGCAGACCUGUCCGGAGGCGCUUGUUUCCCGACGCCCCCAGCAGCGGAGAUCGGACGCGGCCGUUUCUUCCGGUGAGAUCGGAGCCCCGUGCUGCUGCUGCCGCCGACUCUACGGCUCCGUCUUCAUCCGGGUGGUACACUUCGGCCACUUUUGUGGGCGCGGACCCGCCUCGCUCGACGCUUCUUCCCGGGUCCGUCACGACUCCGGCAGAUUUCUGGCUCUCGUGGUGGUCGUGGUGGCGGUCGUGCGGGUGCGAGUGUUUGGGUUGCGGUGUCGAAUCGUCCCGAGAACUCCUGUCGGGACCACGUGGCGGUACUCUGGGGGUACUUCACCAGACACUGGUCCUGGGCGGAGUGCCGGGUAGUCGAUCGACGGCCCCUGGAUGGCACGAGGAGGGUGGCGCGCCGAGGGAAGGGCCCGGCCCACGGAGGCAGGAGGGUUUUGUGCAGUGGACCAACCCGGUGCCCGAGAGUCCCUUCGUGAUGCGAGAGGGAGCAAGGGGUGCCCACGGGCGCGGUCCCUUCGCCGAGCGCCCCCCGACCCCUCCGCGUCCGCCUCGGCCGGUUUGCCCCCUCUUGCCCUCCGACGGGUACGCGGUCCCCCCCUCGCGCGGAUGGGUUGAGUCGACCGUCAUCGACCGGUCGAACCCAUACGCCGCCUUUCUCCGUGCCAACAAGGAGGUGCUCGCUGGAAACGCCUCCAACGGCGCCGGUCUCUCGCGGACGGGGGCAGCCAAUGGCGCGGAUGGGGAGACGGCGGGCAUGACUUGGGAUAAAGCCCACCGCGCGGCCAUGGCUGAUCCAGCCUACCUCCCUCCCGCGGCUUCUUCCAUCUCCCGGAGCAACCAGACAAUUCUCUUAUCGACCCUGCGUUAUCCCACCGCUCUCCCCAACAACCUGUUCUCCCUGACCCAAAUGGCGCAAAAUAAUUCUUCUGAAAUCACCUUGCGCAAGUUGGAGCCCGCAAUGGCUCGUCAACUGGUCGAGAACGCGCAGUCGGUCGAGUACCAGCUGCUGCAGCGCAAGAUCUCCGAGAACGCCCGCGCUGGUACCCAAGGGUCAGCCGACAACAAGACCACGAUGGACAACGUAAGCACCGUUGCCCAUCUGGAUCCUGACUCGGAUGAGGAUGCCUUCGGGUACUCCGACACCGAGCAGGACGACCAAGACAACGGCAACGGACACGAGAUUCCCGAGGCGGCCGAUGCCAUCGCGUAUUACCCAACGCAUGGCGAUAAUAAUAGCGACCAAUUCUCUCAAGAAAUUGUCGAGGAGGCUUAUGAAGGCCAAUAUUACGACGAUCACGACCUCGACAACAUUAUCAACGACAACGCGGCCAUCAUCCAAAACGACGACCCUCAAAACGGCGCAAUCACGCCGGGCGAAAACAGCAGCUUUGGCUGGGAUGUUGCGCCGACCCCCCACAUCCCCGACGUCGACCCCAUCCACAUGUACAACCCCUUCUACAACCCGGCCGCCGCCUACUGGAGCACCUUCCCAGACGGGCCCUACGUGGACGAGUUCGGCGUCGUGACGGCAGGGCGCCCGAUGGUCAGCCUCCAUAGCGACCCUCCGCUGCCGACCUUCGACACGGACCCGUUCCUCCCCUUCGCCCCCUGGCGCGUCAACCAGCUGCCCGCCUUCCAGCCCGAGACCGCCCACCGCGUCCUCACCGUGCCGGCCGCCUACCUGCCGUGCCUGGGCAGCCUCUACCCGGACGCCACCUUCCUCGUCUCGCGCCACCCGGCCUCGGCCAACUUCACCAUCCGCCUCAAGGGCGCCGCCCUGGCCUCCUCCGUCGCCCUGCACUUCCCCCACCUGACCGACCCGUCUCGCUUGAUGACGAGGACCCGGUCGGUCGCCGCCACUACCACCACCACCACCAACAGCAACAACAACAACAGCAACGGCAGCGAGGGCGAUGACGACGACAACGACAACGACAACGCCGACGACAACGUCGAGAUCGACACGGGCGACAAGUACGUCGUCGCGCUCGUCCAGCGCGACUGGCCGGUCGGGGGCGUCGGCUUCCUGCCCAACACGCCGUCGGCGGCCGAGUUCGUCGACGCCCUGCGCGGGGCCUUCGACGUGCUGCCGGCCGGGCAGGAGGUGUUCUACUUCCUGUCCUGCGACGUCGCCCUUGCCGGGGGUUCCGGCGGAACCGGGCGGGGCGUGUACGUCUGCCGCGCGUACGAGGGCCGCAGGGGCCCCCAGGACGGCCGCAUCGUCGACGCCUGGCUCCGCUGCCAGGGCGCCCGCGGCGUGCCCCAGGACGACCUGGGCAGGGACGUGCUCGCGCGCAUGGGCGAGGCCUGGGUCGAGCCCGACCGCGGGUCGUCCAGGGCGCCUGCUGCUGCUGCUGCUGCUGCUGCGGCGGCGGCGGCGGCGGCGGCGGCGGCGGCGAGGGGAAGGCGGGGAGGGCCGAGGAGGAGGGGUGUGGGGGUGGAAUACGACGACGAGGGUGACGACGACAAUUACGAGGGUUAG
Messenger RNA from Thermothelomyces thermophilus ATCC 42464, 2733 nucleotides. RefSeq lists its product as uncharacterized. The record is from RefSeq and is a predicted model, not a curated record. Lineage: Eukaryota; Fungi; Ascomycota; Sordariomycetes; Sordariales; Chaetomiaceae. The transcript has 8 exons. Bases 1 to 2733 code for a protein of 910 amino acids.